AUGUUGAUCUUGAAACCAGACUCAGACCCACAUACAAACUCAACCCACACCCAGACUCAGGCUCAGACCCAGAUCCAGGCACAGAACCAGACCAAGACCCAGAUUCAAGCUCAGAACCAAAUCCAGGCACAGAACCAGACCAAGACCCAGACUCAGGCUCAGAUCCAGGCACAGAACCAGACCAAGACCCAGACUCAGACACAGACACAGAUCCAGGCACAGAACCAGACCAAGACCAAGACUCAGACGCAGAUCCAGGCACAGAACCAGACCCAGAUCCAGGCACAGAACCAGACCCAGACCCAGAUCCAGGCACAGAACCAGACCCAGACCCAGAUCCAGGCACAGAACCAGACCAAGACCCAGACUCAGAUGCAGAUCCAGGCACAGAACCAGACCAAGACCCAGAUCCAGGCACAGAGAACCAGACCAAGACCCAGACUCAGAUAUCCAGGCACAGAACCAGACCAAGACCCAGACUCAGGCUCAGAUCCAGGCACAGAACCAGACCAAGACCCAGAUAUAGGCACAGAACCAGACCAAGACCCAGACUCAGACGCAGAUCCAGGCACAGAACCAGACCAAGACCCAGACUCAGACGCAGAUCCAGGCACAGAACCAGACCAAGACCCAGACUCAGACGCAGAUCCAGGCACAGAACCAGACCAAGACCCAGAUCCAGGCACAGAACCAGACCAAGACCCAGACUCAGAUGCAGAUCCAGGCACAGAACCAGACCCAGACCUAGAUCCAGGCACAGAACCAGACCAAGACCCAGACUCAGAUGCAGAUCCAGGCACAGAACCAGACCUAGACUCAGGCUCAGAUCCAGGCACAGAACCAGACCAAGACCCAGACUCAGAUGCCAACCCAGAUCCAGGCACAGAACCAGACCAAGACCCAGAUCCAGGCACAGAACCAGACCAAGACCCAGAUCCAGGCACAGAACCAGACCAAGACCCAGAUCCAGGCACAGAACCAGACCCAGACUCAGGCUCAGAUCCAGGCACAGAACUAGACCAAGACCUAGACUCAGAUGCAGACCCAGAUCCAGGCACAGAACCAGACCAAGACCCAGACUCAGGCUCAGAUCCAGGCACAGAACCAGACCAAGACCCAGACUCAGACGCAGAUCCAGGCACAGAACCAGACCAAGACCCAGAUCCAGGCACAGAACCAGACCAAGACCCAGAUCCAGGCUCAGACCCAGACCCAGACUCAGGUUCAAACUCAGACCCAGACUCAUACUCAGUCUCAGAACCAGAACCAGACCCAGACUCAGUCCCAGACCCAGGCACAUACCCAGCCUCAGUCCUAGACCCAGAUCCAGCACAGACUCAGAUCCAUACACAGACUCAUACUCACACUCAGACCCAGACCCAGUCCCAGACCCAGACCCAGGCACAGGCCCAGCCUCAGUCCUAG
Penaeus vannamei (Pacific white shrimp) is the source of this 1425-nucleotide messenger RNA. Lineage: Eukaryota; Metazoa; Arthropoda; Malacostraca; Decapoda; Penaeidae. The record is from RefSeq and is a predicted model, not a curated record.